Messenger RNA from Pelobates cultripes (western spadefoot toad), 23272 nucleotides. NCBI's taxonomy places the organism in Eukaryota, Metazoa, Chordata, Amphibia, Anura, Pelobatidae. The record is from the annotation of a GenBank genome assembly.
AUGACUACGCAAGGGGGCAGCAAAUCUGGCGGAGAGCUCAACUCGCUUUGCGAUCUACAGCAGAGGGUCCGGCCCGUGACAAGAAGCCGGGCAUGUGGCCCAUACGUGGCAUUGGGUGAGCGUAUCUUUCCCCAGCACCGAAACUGCCUCUCUAGCUUGGCUCACUACAGGCAUAGCCUGAGCAACCUAGGCAGUAACAUUACCGCUUCUUUUAUAUAUGUACAGCUGAGAUGCUAGAUGUUUGUUUUCUCUUUGUUCCAGGGGUUUUUCAGUAUCCUGAAUAGUACAAUUUGAUAUCUCAUGUUCAAUCUCUUAGUAAUUCUCUAGCCUGGCACUUUUUUUCUUACUCAUUCGUAUGGUCGUAAUCCUAGUCCAACCUAUGCCUGCAUGUUUGGCCUGUUAUUUCUCUUGGGCUAGAGAUGGCUCUAUCACCCAGAAUUGCUUAUAACUUUAACUGUGUAACACUUCACUGUACUAAAUGCAUAUUUCUGUUUUUUUACUAUUGUUUGUAUGUCAUCAACCAUCCAAUAAAACAAAGAUUGACUAAAAAAAAAAUAAACACCUAAAUAAUAUAUAAACCAGGGAUCAGUUGGACUGAAUGCUUAACAUUUACAACCAAAUGCUCAAAAGUUACUGAACACUAAAAUUAGUGAAUGUUGACUGAAUGUGGAACAUAUCUGAAUGUUUUUUUUUUUUUAAUUGUACAAAUUGAUUCAUAUGAACAAAAGUUUUGCACAAGUCAAUAAUGAUUUCUUUACCUUGUAACUCAUUAGAUUUAUCAUGUGGGUACAUGAUUGCAACCAGUGGUAGCCUUAUUUGAUAGACGGUAAAUAAUAAAUAAUAAUAAUCUAACACAACACAAUGCUGUGUGGCGGGCCAGAACUGAGGAUGUCAGUCAGUCUAGUGUGCCUUGACACCCAACUGACAUGCCCCUUUAGUGAGUGUGCACCGAUUUGCAGAUGGGCCUUCUCUUGAGGGAUGUUGCCAGACAAGCACCCACCUGUUCCAAUCCCAUAGAUCACAAUGUUUAGUUGUCAAUAUACAGGGUAUAUUGCAAUAUAUAUAUUUUUAUUUCUUUAUGAUGUCUAUCUACAGCUGCUGAAAAACUGCACUUGGAAUAAUUUUUGUCCUUUGUAAUCUGUUCACUUUUAGCCCUUUUAAGACUUUUAAGAGCUCUAAUUCGAUACAAGGCAGAGGAGCAGGUAAGGCAUCAUUGUCUAUUUUAGUCCACUCUGUUGUGCUACAGGUAGUGGCAGUGCAGGAGGGGGUGCUUGACUCUUUAGAAUGUUACUGCAUUGAGCUAAUUAACGAUUCUCAAACAAUUUUCAUGUACAUGCCGUUAGGAACCCAAAGACACAUCACAAUAAGGUCCAGGUAAGCAUUAAUAGACAAAUACUGGAUAGAUGAGAAGAAAAUGACAAGAUACAGAAAUAAGAACAAAUGCUUAAAAAAGUAACACAAAAAGUAGCAGGCAUAACCACAGGCUCUUACAUAAACCCUGGAUAAACCAAGCUGGAUAAAAAGCUAGUUUUAUUGAAAACUAAUAAUAAAGCAAAAACUAUAGCAUAAACCACAAACAAGUGUUUUAUUGGUGUUCUAUGCUAUAUUUUUGUUUUUAUUAUUAUUAUUUUUUAAUUCUAUUUAGAUCUUCCUGAUUUUAUUUCUGAAGUUUUUAUCUGGAGGCUUCACAAUUUUAUUUCCUUGUUGGGGGGGAAUAUAAUACCUAUACUGUUUGGGAUUAAGCAAAACCUUCUUUGGUCUCAUUUUGUGAGUUUACCUCCUUUUAUUAUCCUUUUUUUGCACUUAUAAAGAGAGCACUAAAUUAAGUUUAAUUUCUAAUCCAUAUACCGGUGAACUCCUACUGCGACUAUACUGUGCACUAGAGAAGAACACUCCCAACACAUAGCACCAAAAGCUAUCUUCUGGCCUUGGAACAUAUUCUAACAAAGGACCAAGACCAUCAGCAUAUCCACAGGCGAGGAUUGUACCAUCCAAGCGCACAUAUCUGGAGACGAUUGUAAUUUAUUUUAGUUAACUCACUGGUAAUUGGUAUUUUUCAUAUUACUGCAUUCCUAUUUAGGUUUGAGGAUACUUUGAAAGCGCUGCUUCCCUACACCCCCUUAUUCCAUAUUGUAUCUACCCACAAACUGGAAGAAGAGACUGGAUUGGGAAGACAAGCGCCAGAAAUCUCACCCAUAUAAACAAAUAGCAGUGCUUAUUGCUAUAGUGAUGCAUUAUUUGUUGUCACUUUGUGAAAGGGAGUUACAAGAAUAGUUUAGGACUUGAUUUUAUUACUAUUUAAACUGUAUUUUGAAGGUUAAUCAUUCGGUCAAUGCGUGAGUCUUCGUUCUAAGGAGUAGUACCUUUUUAUUGCCAAUUUCUGAAGUUAAUGGCCUUUUGAUUUUGAUCCAAAUGAAUUGACCUCAUAUCAUGACUUGAUUGCUUUAAUCUUUAACAUAAUUAUAUAAUCCAAUGAUCUAUAAAUGACAAUGACAAUGUAGGAGUAGAAUAUUUUGUUCAAAGACAUCAACGAAACAGGUAGACACCAUACUGCUAUAGAAUAUACUUUAAAAUGCCAUAAGUAAUAUUUUUAGACAUAAGUUCAUAUAUUUUAUAGUUUUAAAUAUUUUGGCAUGAAUAUGAGAAAAUUGCUAAAAUGUUAACAUGUAUUAAAAAAUAGUUAUUGCAAUUGUAAUUUAGAAACAUUUAGCUUAAAUAUGUUUGGGCACAUCUGGGUUACGCUGGAUUCUAGAAUGUUACUAUUAAGUUUUCUUUAUCUAAAAAGUAUUUUAAGAAUAUAUAGGAAUAUAAUAUAAUUAUUUUUUAUUUAAUAUCAUUAGUUCCAAGAUUUGGGUUUCUGUUUGUUUUUUUACAUUUAAUAUAUUUUUACAUUUAAUAUAUUUUACAUCAAAUCAAACAAUAUAUAUUUUACAUCUAAUGUUUGAUUUGAUGUAAAAGAUCAGAUUUUGAUAAGUAACUGCAUUAUAAAUACUGACACCUAGAACAUACACAUAAUAGAAUAUCAACAAUGAAAACCUUAAAAUGCUUAUUCAAAAAUAUUAAAUUAGAGCUAUACAUGACAUACUGUGCAGGCCCCCACUUGACUGCCAGCUGUUUGUCAUAUUGGGUCCACAUGCUGACAAGUUGUGUUUAACCAACGCCUCCAUAUUCACUUUUUACUAUUUAAUUUUAUUUUUAUUCCUAUUUUUUUAAUUAAAUUUUUUGUAUUUAAUUUGUUUUUUAUUUGUUUAUUAUAGUUUUUUUUGUCUUUCUCUCUUUGCCCUUGUCACUCUUCUUUCCCAUAAGUCUCAUCUUGCUCCUUUUUCUAGAUUCUAGAUUUUUUAUUCUUCUUAUUUUACCACCUAGUUCAGGUUGGAAUUAUUUGUAAUUAAUGGGUGACUAUAACGUCCCUUUGACCUCUGAUUUUAGAGAAAUCUAGACAUUUGCUAGCAAUUCUGCUGCAUAAUAUGUACGUGAAAUAUGAUUCUAGAUCAUUUAAGAUUAAGUUGUAUUUGUCAUGACAGGUACCCGUUAACGGUAAUAGCUAGGGAGCUACCAAGAGUGUACAAGAAUUUGUAUGCCAGUAUAAGGGAACACACAUCUAAAGGAAGACAAGAUAGGGAGAUCAUCUGGACUUAAUGAGACAUACGGUAGUUGGAGGUCUCUCAGUCAUUUGCAUAUACUCACAAUAACAAGAAGCCCAGUGCCAUGCUCAUAUGUAUUAAGGUGUAUGCCCAAAACAAAUAUAUAAUUCAUAGUGGACCAGUGGGAGAGGCAGAAGUGACGAAGCUGCAAAAAAGCAUACAGCAGCACUAUAGGACCCUCCAUUACAUCAUCAAACGAGGGGUGCUUAUUUCCUCUAGGUGAUGGAUACAGUGACCUUAUUAUGUCUGUCUCUCUAAGGUAAUAAGAAGUCAAGCCCAAUCACCACCAUAGUUUAGUGCACACAGUACUGUAUGUUCUCAGGGGAUGAAAGGACACCUAGGGUCCAAAAUGGCAUCUGGAUCUACCAUCUCUGUUCACUUGAUGAGCUGCAUUGAUAGGCAUGAUGCAAGGGGGGGGGGGAGGGAUUUGAAAAGGUGGGAUAACCAGUGAUAGCUGCAGAGGUAAAUCUUCAAAAUAUUGGUCAGUAAAUAAUGUACAUUUUAUGAAACAAGACUUCAAGAUUACUAUUGACUUUGUCAUCCGUGUCAGGGGAAUUUAUAGUAAAUGCCCUCUCAGAGAGCACCAAAAUGUAGUGGAAACUGGCCCAAUGGAAAGUUUGAGCCCACAGGUAUAGGUAUGUGUAAAAUCCUGUGUAAGAUGGUACUAAAGCAGAUCCCUAUUAACCACAUGCAGCCAGAACACAGUACAAAGUGUGAAAUGGGCUCACUGUUAACUGCUAAUUGCAUCGGUUGCAGAAUCAAGUGUCCAUCAAAAGUGCAGAGUAAUCUGCAGUCCGCUGGGUUGAAGGAAGCUGCCAGGUACUAUGCAGUAGACACCUGAGAUUUGUUUUGUCGAGUAGGCCGCAAAGCUGCCAUUGCACGUGGAACCUCUGAUUCACACUAAAAGAGCUCAUUUGAAUGGACUGGAUAAGCAGGAAGCAAAGGAGCUAAAGGCAAAUAGUACAGCCAGGCUGGGAAACGACACUUACAUUUUUUUUCAGAUUUAAUACAGAACUCACCGAGCUGGUAAUAAUAGAUGAAUCAUCAGCAUUCCACAAGUGUAUUUUAAAGUAGUUCAUGGAGUCUCCAAACCAAAAACAAAAUGUGGCAAUGCUUGGGUAGAUACAAUAAUUGUAUUUAUUUAUUAGUGAGUGACACUAUUGUUUUUGUUUGACUGUUUUUUUUUUUAAGUGGGUGGAGGGGUAUUUCACUUUGAUAUUUAGUAACAGGUAUUAAAAAGCAUCCAACAUAAAAAAAAACACUCCAUGGGAAACUAUGUCGUGUUCUUGGUUCAUAUGUCGUGUUGGGCCAGUUGUAGCAUGCUGGUGUACCAUCUAUUAGCUAUGCAAUGCUAGCCAGGCUACCACCUGGAAAAGUUAGAAAAGUAAAUGCCUGACUUAAAUCAUUAAGUAACUGAGGAAGACAAAGUCAAGCAGUUAGUGGCAUAUUCUUUUAUGGUAUGUGUGACGGACCGCCUGGCACCCUGACCUCCGUCAAUCGGUGCUUCCUAGUACUUGCGAGUACCAUUAGCACUGCAUGGAACACCAUUACCACUGUAAACCCCACGAACUGCCGCAGCUUGGUUGGGGUCUCGCUGUCCUCCACCCACCCUGGACCCAAGACCAGGAUCCAGCUUCCAGUGGGUAGACCUCUCCUAGUCCAGAGAGCAUAGCAGAAACAGCUCUUAUAAGAGCUAGUGAUUAUACUCAGGGGAGUAUUGUGUUAUAGCAAUCCCCAGAGUGUAUGUAGUUCUCCAAUCCCCAAACAUGAGUCAAAACUUCAAGAAGGGGUAAACGAAUCUCUCUUUAAUGGGAGCCACACUUGGCCUUUUAUGACAAUCCCCAUGCAAGGGGUACGCCCACAUGGAUCUUGUUGGGGACUCCAACACAAAGACACAGACCAAUAAGAGCAGUGAUUAAAUGCACUACACUCCCAUACACAUCACACAAUCCCUCCCUUCUGCUUGGGAGAUAAUUGGAUCAGUAACUGUACUAAUUUUAAUACAAUUAUCUCCAAGCACAGAAAAACACUUUUUUAAAACACCCCAAAACACCCCAAAAGUACCUUAAAAUACAUAAAACCCCACAAGCCCUGAUAGCCCUGAUCUGGGUGACCAACAUAUCCAAAAAUCACCAAGAUCAGUUCAGGGGUUCAGGAAUGUCCUGGAAGUCUUAUUUUUGACCCACCGUGCACAUGGUCCCAUGCCCAAAACAUUUCCAGAGAAUUAGGGCUAAUGGUCGGUCUCUCUGUCUGGAGUACAAAAGUACAUACUUCACAUUAACAGAGCCUUUUAAAGGGCAUUGGGCAAGGUAUAUUGCAGCGCCCAUAGUCCUGAGGCAAGAGGCUGGCCAGCAGGCCCCUCCAAGAACCCGUGACGAGGUUCAGUUCGUCACAGGGCCAUAAUCACAGGGUAGGAGGCUGGCAAACAGGCCCCUCCAAAAGCCAGUGACGAGGUUACUUUCGUCACAGUAUGACAUAACCAUAAAAAGAAUUGUAAAAUAGUCUAUUGUCAAAGAAACUAACCACAUAAUCAAUGAUAUGGUAGGAUAUCAUUUAUUAUAUUGUGAAGUGCUGUGAAAUAGGUUGGCAUUAUAUAAAAAAAAAACUGCAGUUAACCUUUACUGUUCUUAGUUUUUAGAUAAGAUGAAAAAAAUAGUAAUCUGAAAUGACCAAAUAAAUAUAUGAUCUUGUUGACAUCAGGAAUAUUUGAUGUUGCUUUGUAUGAUUAAUCAAUAUUUGUAGAGAACACACAUUUAAGUGGUAGUAAAGGAUUAGCCCCAACCUCCCCCCACCCAAAAAAAAAAAUGGUGGGGAAUAUCCAUAACUAUUGCUAGAUGAUCUUUGUGGUAGAUUGAACACAUUAAUUCUUUAGUAAUAUAAAAAAGUAACAAUAAAGUGUGUGGUCUCAGUGGAGGACUGGCUAAUGGCCUCCAAUCUCUUGUGUGUGGGAGAGUGGAGAUAAGGUUUAACUUGGUAGAUGUCCAGCAGGUAAAUGGGAGAUGUUACUAUAACCUGGUACCAAAAGCAUAAAAGUGAGGCUUGCCUGGUAAUGUCAUUAUAUAAAUAAACCUAGGCAUGCCUCCUGGAUUUGCUCUAAGACUGGGUGGCAAUGCAAUUUUGGGCACCUGAAGGGUUGGAGUAAAGAUUAUGAGAAAUCUAACAUGUCUUUAUUUGAUUAUGGAAUCAAUCUCCACCCAUAAGACGUGGUGAAGAAAGAAAAGAGCUGUUUGACUCUCUCAUGUUAUAUACGUCCAGCAUACAUUUUUGUUGUACACAGCUGGGUGUUUUAUAGCUGCAACAGCAAAGAUGUUUUGAUGUUUACAGUUUUUAAUGGUCAUUAACUCGUUUUUUCUAAACUAAACUAAACUAACAUUGUGAAAAUAGAGCAAGUGUUGAAUUACACUUGGAAUUCAUCCUUACAAACUAUGCUAUUCAAUAGUAAAUAUUUUUUACAGAUUAUAGAAUUAACUAAUUUAUUGAUUACGCUGUUAGUUGCAGCAGCUAGUAAAUAAACUGAAUAGUUGUAUGGUUGUUUUUUUUAUAGCAAUCCUUUAUCUCCUCUCAGGGAAAAUUGUCAGAAUGGAUGACACUGAAGACCACAUUGCAAUAGUUGGAAUUGGCUGUAAUUUCCCAGGAGGUGAGUUUUUUGUUCUCCACUUUCUUGAAAGCCCCUUUCGCCAAGCACCCAUAAAAGGCACAAAAAUUAUCAGGCACAAAAUCACUUUCUCAUAUGGUACAAUUGACUUUAAUCAAAAAUGCUAAUUUAAUUACCCUCUGUUCAUUUGAGUCAUGGUCAAGCUCCUGUGGGCGCAGACCGAGCAUUCAUGGCAUUCAUUCAUGGCAUUCAGUCAUGUAACAUGGCGAUUUAUUGAACAGGUGAAGGCAUUGAUAAUUUCUGGAAAGUAAUUGUUGAGGGAAGAAACUGCGCAGUAGACAUCCCCAGUGAAAGGUUUGAUGUCAAAAAGUGGUAUGAUCCAGAUUAUAACAAACCGGGCAAAUCCUGGACCUGUCGAGCAGCUCUCAUCGAGGGGUAAGCGAUUUAAAGUUCUAUUAUAAAAAUUGAUCAAUAUGAUAGUUCGUGACCUUACACUCUGAAUUAUAUAAGGAACACACUUUUAGGAGGGACGCCACUAGUAUGGCCUUUAAAAUCUGCUUUCCCUAUUUUCUAUCCUGAUGUUCUUCUUUACUAUAAGCUCUAAUUUUAUGGAUGUAUUUGUAUAUAUGAACAAUUUGAACACACAUCGACCUAAUAUUCACCUAGAGUAGACCAGCUACCUGUCUUUGCCUCUCCAUGCCUUAAACUGAAGUGUCCUUUUUUUUUGCUUAUUUGCAUUUUUAGGGGGUAUGAAUGGAGGUAGAAACAAAAGUUCUUAGUUUACAGUUUUAAAAUGGUUGAUGAAGACAUUGUUCCAUACAGUUAGUGACACUAGUAUGGGGUGAUGACGAUAGCAGACAUGAGAAAAUGGAAACGACUUCUCAAGAAAUAGAUGUAGUUAAAAAGAUCCUUUUAUUUAAAGGAUCACUAUAGGGUCAGGAACACAAACAUGUAUUCCUGACCCUAUAUUGCUAAGCCCACCUUUUAGGUGGCUUUCCCCCCCUUAGCCUCCCUAUAAAAGUUUAAAACUCACCUUAUUUCCAGCCCCGCGCGGGUCUGCCAUUGCUGGCUCCGCCCAUUUUGAGACAUAAUCAAAAUGGCCAAUUUUUAGCCAAACCAAUGCUUUCCCAUAUUUAAAAUUUUUAAAAUUCUCCCUUUUUCUAUCAUUUUGAAAUAUUUAUUCUUAAUAGACUCUAUGGGGUUACCUUCCAAUUUAGAAUUAAACUUAAUUUUAGUUUAAUUGCAGUCAAAUGGACAUGGACAUCUGCAAGGGUAUCUAAAGAGGCAGCAGGGUCCCAAAAAUUCUUAAAAUUUUUAAAUCCAUUUCAAAAUAGCAACAUGAUAAUCUGAUGGCCUGGUAAUUUUUGUGAUAUAAACCAUUUCGAUCAUUUAGCUCACAAAUCAUUUCUUCUUUUUUGAAACUUCAUAAAGCAUUAGUUGUUUUGCCCUUCACAGUAUCUGUUGGAAUGAGGCAACUCAUUCACUCUUAGGUAUCUUCAAAUGACACAAUGUUGCUUCAGAUGUAUGCUGCAAUGUAGCAGUUUUGUGUUGAUAUGUACCCACACUUAGCGCCAAUCAGGUUGAUUGGAGGUGCAUAUGUUUCUAGUGCCACUGUUUUUUAUGAGAAAAAUGCUAGCAAUUUCUCAGAAUAUUUAUGUAAUCUGUGUCCACAAGAGGAAGUUUGUAGCUCCACUCCCUCCCUCCCUUUGUGGGCUAACUCACAGCCUCCCCUACAUUGGCAGUCGUUGAUCAAGAGUAAUAAGUAAGGGUUAAUUAAAUGUGUCUCAUCCAAUUAUCUGGCAUUUAUUAAUGGGGAGAAGGGUAGUUUUCUCAGACCUCCUCACCUAAGUGAAACCAGUUUUAUGUAAUCAUUUAAUUUGAUUGUUUGUGCAUUUUUCUAUAUAUGUAAGCCUUUUCUCAAAUUUAUAUAAAUUGUGCAACCUUAUUUUCACAAUCUAUAUAGACUGGAUGAAUUUGAUAACAAGCUCUUUGGAAUUUCCAAUUCGGAGACUGAAAACAUGGAUCCACAGCACAAAUUACUGCUUGAAUCUACCUUUCGUGCAAUGGAGGAUGCAGGAUAUCCAAUGGAGAGUGUUAGUGGAAGCAACACUGGAGUCUUUAUAGGUAAAAUGAUCAUGAAUAUAAUAAAUGUAUUUAAGAGCUGAUAAUUAUAAUAUUUGGAAAUAGGCCAUUUGUUGUGCCCAUGGACAGUGUGUGUACAUCUAAUCAUGCGCUCAUGCUGUGCUGGGCAAGGGAAGUUUCCUGGUAUCCCCAGAUGCGGAACAGUCCUGCUGAAAUUGGAACUCUUGAGGGGCCUGACAAUGCAUGACCGGUGCAUAGUCGCCAUAAGGGCAGGUGGAGAUAACCCCAUACCCACCCCUGUUAUCAUUAAAACGUGGACACUCAGAGGUAUGGGUCAAUAUGUCCACAGCUUUAUUGAAGACAUCAUAUAUAUAUAUAUAUAUAUAUAUAUAUAUAUAUAUAUAUAUAUAUAUAUAUAUAAUAACCUUUUACAAAAUAUCAACAGAACUUGUAAAGUCAUUGCCCUGCCCUCCACCCAUACAUCACCAUACAUACCCAUCUGUCACAAAAAAGGCAAUGACCCAUAUAGUAAACAUUUCCAUAGCAGUGUAAUGACACAAAUAUAUGCAUAAAUAAAGUGCAACAUAAUGCUUAACCACCUCCUGGUAGGGGUAUACCCGGAUACCCCUACACCUCCAAGGUUCUGAGCCCCCCGACGGGCUGUAAACCCACCAACAUAAUACCAACAUUGCAACCAACUUUCUUAACUUUUUUUAAUUUUACCAUAGACCAUAUUUAGCCCUUGCCUUCCCCUCACCAACCCCGCCGCUGUGACCAAGCGAGACUGCAACCCUGGAACCCAAAUCAAGGGAGGGAGGGGCCAACCCAGAAUGGUGAGUAGAUUAGUUGUGGCAAAAUUAGGAUGGCCACCCUAUAUAUACUAGGCCUGCCCCUAUCCUAACCAGCCAAUCCCUGCCAUCCCCACCUAAGCCCGCCUCCUAGCCCUGUCAAGGCCUCCAUUUCACUUUAGUUAUGCUUGCUCUAUGGGGCCACAUUAUUGAAAACACAUCUAGACCUUGAGAGGCUUCCAUUAUAUAUCAGAGUACAAAUUCCCUAAGUAGCUUUGGGUUAAAUAUUUUUCCCUUAAGUCUGAAUAAACAACAUAGUUUUCUUUAGUUCUUUGUAGAGUUCCGUUACUGAACAAGUCACAAGAGAGCUGCUUUCAAUGGCCCUUUAGAUAUAUUGGCCAUGAAAACAGCUCUCUGGUACUUUAGAGUUCUGUACUGUAACAUACUAUAUAUUACACUUUGCUCUUCUGUGUUGUACUAUACUGUAAUCCCUACAAAAGCAGUGCAUCUUCAGCCUCCUGCGCCAACCACAAAUACAUUUAUAUUUAUGUGUGUGUAACCCCUUGCUCACCCACCUUCGGUGAAGGUGGUGCAGGCUGGAUAGUCACCCUUGAUGCUGCUUCUUGCAGGAACGAUCUCUGCUGGAGCAAGAAGUCUGUGACAUUUUGACUAACUUAAUUUAUGGUGCAUAUUAUAAACAGAUGUCCACAGGCAUCAAAAUGUAAUAUAUUUGGUUUAAAAGGUUUAUUUGAUCAGAAGUACAAAAAAAAAAAAUGUUUCGGCCGUGAGGCUGAAAAUUGUUCCCGAUUUAAUAUACAGUGACUCCACUCAGUGAUUUUAUACUUCUUAGGGAACCCACAGCACUGAGACUGUGAUACCCCACACAUAAUAAUUAAACAGGCACUAAUUGUGACAUAGCAAAUAUAUUCAAAUGUUAAUACGAUGCAAUAAAAUAAAGUAACAAUAUUAACUGCAUGCCUAUCUAUCAGUAUAAAUGCUGCUUGCUUGUUACUGUCCUCUAUAAACACCUAAUUCAGCAUGGACACUGAUCAGUCACAACAUUAAAACCACCUGCCUAAUAUCAUCUAAGUCCCCCUUGUGCUGCUAAAACAACUCUGGACUCCACAAGAACUCUGAAUGUGUCCUGUGGUAAGUGGCACCAAUACAUUAGCAGCUGAUCAUAUAAGUCCUGCAAGUUGCAAGGUGUGGUCUCCAUGGAUUGGAUUUGUUGUUCAGCACAUCCCAUAGAUGCUCAAUUGGACUGAGAUCUGGGGAAUUUGGAGGGCAAGGCAAUACCUUGACUCUCUGUCAUGUUUCUCAAACCAUUGUAGAACAAUUUUUUGUAGUGUGGCAGAGUGUAUUACCCCAGUGAAAGAGACCACUGCCAUCAGAAAAACACCAUUGCCGUGGAUGGGUGUACAUGGUCUGCAACAAUCUCUAGGUAUGGGGUACGCAUCAAAGUGACAUCCACAUGGAUGCCAGGAUCCAAGGUUUUUAAGCAGAACAUAGUCCAGAGUAUAACACUGCCUCUGCCUGUCUGCAAUCUUCUCAUAGUGCAUCCUGCUGCCAUCUCUUUCCCAGGUAUAUGAUGCACAUGCACCUGGUCAUCCACAUGAUAUAAAAGGAAAUGUGAUUCAUUAGACAAGGCAACCUUCUUCCAUUGCUCCAUGACUUAGUUCUGAUGUCCAGGUUUCCCCCUUAAAUGCACUUUUGGAGGCUGCCAGGGAUCACCAUGGGCACUCUAACUGGUCUGCGGUUAUGCACAGCCUGAAAUACGUCUCACUGCGAAUGAGAGAGAGCAUCGGCCAUUACAUUGCAAACCCCCAGGAUAUGCUCAGCCCUUCAAGACACAUUAAGACCCAAACAGUGUAGAACCAAGCGCCGCAGCAAGCGAGCCACCGGGGGAGAAGACCGCCUGUCCGAGAGUUGGGGACCCCACACUUCUAACGCCACCAGAAUGAGGAAGAGCUGCAGGAAAGCCAGAUUCCAUGUGCACCUGCCAGCCUACCAGCCAAGAGGCAGAACACCAUUGAAAGCCCAAAAUGGCCCCAAAACCACCCAAGCCUACUGCAUCGGUAAACAGGAGGAGAUCAGUGUUGGAGACCUCCAGGCUUGCCAGUAUGUUCUACCGUUAUAGGAGGCCAAGAAGGUAUUCCAGACAGCUAGGUCAUCCCAUAACGGCCGAGUAAACCGAAUAAAGUGCUGAGGGUGGGUGAUCCCGGCCGUCGCCGCUGCCAGACGUCUGUUAAAGAUUCGCCCCAUGGGCAAAAUCCGACAGGCGAAGUUCAGCUUACCUAGGAGAGACUGCAGCCAGUGACACCUCCUGCCGGAGGUCCUGAACCUUAGUCAGGGGCAACAGACAUUCCCCAGCCACAGAAUCAAUCUCGAUGCCCAGAAAAUUAAGGCACGUAACCGGACCCACGGUCUUGUCAUGGGCCAACGAAACACUGAAAUACUGAAACACUUCCCCAAGAACCCGCGACAUCAGAGCGCGGAGAUGUGAUUCUGCCCUUCCACACACAAGAAGUCAUCCAGACAGUGCAAAAGGGAGUUGACCCCCACUUCACUACCCACUCCAGGAAAGUGCUAAAGCACUCAAAGUAAAAACAGGAUAGGGUCGCAACCCAUAGGGAGGCACAUAUACACAUAAAACUGACCUUUAAAAGUACAACCCAGGAGAUAAUGACACUCCAGGUGCACUGGUGGCAGCCAGAAAGUUGAUUCCACAUCUGUCUUUUCCAGCAAGGCCCCAGAGCCGGCAGCCCGGACAAUGCGGGCCGCCACAUCAAAGGAGGGUACAACAAAUGAUGAAUUAGGCGAUAUUUACCCUGUUCCUUCUUGGGCAAAGGAGAAACCCGCAGAUUGGACAUAGGGGGCACACAAAAGGAGCCGGUGGUCUCGGUGACUAUAGUGCCCCUUUAAGGUCCUGGAUGCGGCCUAAUUUGCUACUGUCCUUCCUCUUUCGUAUAGCAAAGCCCACAAAUUUAAAAGUUCCAAAACAACAAAAUUAGGCAAAAUAAUGAGAGAAUGAGGAUUUAGUUAUAGCCUACAUAGCCUACAUAGUUAUUAUCCUACAUUGCAUAAGUCUGCCACAAUGCCAAUGCACACCUUAUCGGAAAGUCCAGCUUGAUACUCUAAUGUAUGCUGUUGUAAGAUUAACUCACUUACUUCGAAUAUCCAUGUUCCUAGUGCAAGUAUAAUUAGGAUUCUGGAAUAAGGCACAUGUAAGGUGUAGGGAUGCGAUACUACUUAAACAUACAUAGAUUAUAAGGAUGUUGCUAGGUCCAAUUGAAGCCACAUACAGAAUCCAAUGCAAUGAGUCCCCGAAAAAAGCAGUUUUGGUGACAUCCACUGUCUUCUUUAGAAUUCUGCAGAGAAAGACUAUGUUUUGAUAGACAGAAUUAUAUGUGGACAGCUAAACAAGCAAGAUGAAAACAUUUUGGAUGAUAACAAUUUCUUGUCUUGUUUUGAUUGUCAGCUUCAACACAAAACCAAGAUUGUGUAUACAUAAUUUGUAGACACCACAACCCAAUGAGUAGAUGACGUGCUUUUUUUUGUAUAAAAUCUACAGAUAGUGGGCCAACUGUAAAGACCUUCUAAAGGAGAGUCGUUGCUUAGAUUGCUCACAUAAUUCUCAUAAAACGAUUGAAAAAGUAGAGUAUGUAACUAUAGAUUCCUGAUAGUUCUUUCUUGUCAGUACCUGAUGAUAUUAUCAGAUAAUCAUCCUCCUUUUACAGUAGGCAGUGCUCUACAUGCUCUAAUUUUGGUCCAAAUGUCAGGGGGAAAAAUCCCACAGUUCAUUGUUUUGCUUCAAUUGCAGUGCUUUAACAAGUAGCCCUUUUUUUCUUUUAAAUAACAAUAAAAAUUUUAUUUUUUUUUAUUUUUUUUAUUAUAGGUCUUAUGAACAGAGAUUCGGAAUCAAUAUUUAAUGCUUAUGAAUCCUCAAUCAAUCAUUAUAAUGGCACGGGAACAGCAACAAGUAUUGCAGCAAACAGGGUAUCUUACUGCUUCAAUCUGAACGGUCCGUCCAUGGUAAUAGACACUGCCUGCUCGUCCUCUCUUACAGCUCUGCAUUACGCCUGUCAAGCCAUCAAACAAGGUUCAGUAGUUAUUGUAUUAAAUUGUAUAAUAUUGAACUUAAUAAUUAUUCUAAGAGGCGCUAGUACAGGUAUUUGCAAUUUUCUGGAUCAUCCUGUUGUUCCCAAGAUAUUAUAAUUUUAACAUGGUCCAAUUUAAGUUCCCUCACAGGACUGGACAUGAACCUAAUGUUUUGUACCUUAUUGCCAUACAAGAGUGCAGAGGCUGCUUUUUUAUUUUGCUAUACACUAAUUUAAUGGAGGUCUAAUGGUCUCUUUGCUACCUUAAUUGAUUGUAAACGGUUUUAUUUUCAUGAAUUCUACAGAAUAAAAUUUAGUCAAAAAAGUAGAGAGGCGAAUAUAUGCUCUAGUUAUGAUUACCAGCCAACUCCAGAGGAAAGGAAUAUAGCUGCCACAAUCAAGUAGUCACUUAUACAUUUCCUGUAAACAUGCAGGAAAUGUAAGCUCACCCCAUGCUUUCAAACAGUACAUAAAGGUUCCAUGGGUCACAUCAUUCAUACAGUUAGGGAGGGGGAGGAGUAUCUUGACUACCAUUUCACUACCAGCAUUACAUUAGCAUUACAGAGUUUUGUUAAGUUUACUAUAACUGUUUUGAAUACCUUUAUUUUAGAAAUAUAUGAUUUAACUAUAUUUACUGUAUGUGGGCAUCAUGCUCAAAUACAUACAUUCUUAUAACAAUCUGUUCCAUUUUUUAGUAAGCUGUACUGCUAGUAAUGCCAUCAUGGUCCUUACAAAUACCUAUAAGCAAAGUAGUUGACCAUAUUUACUUAAUUAUUGCCACACCUACUGCACGGUGAGAAAAUUUGCAUUUUUUUCUUUAAUACUAACAUUUCAGAGCCUGUGAAAUAUUACAAGAUAAACGCAAGACAUGUGCGUUCAGUUUCGAACAAAUUAAAUUUCGUCCAAAUUUCUGCUAAAUUUUGGAAUUCAGAAGCUUCUGAACUCAGUGUGACGAAGUACCCUUCGCCACUUGGUCCUGGAGAGGCCUGCUUGCCAGCCUCCUGCCCUGUGACUAUGACUCUUUGAUGUAUUUAGCUUUAAAGCCCCUAUUCUACCUUCAGACAGACUAUUUAUGUAGGUUGCUUUAUUUCUCUUAUGUUUUAGUCACCCUGUACCCAUUAUAGGUGCAGGGUGUGUGUAAUGUAAUUGUUUAUAGUGUGUGUGUGUGUACUGUGUAAUGUAUUGCCUGCUCUCCUGUACUGCUGAGGUUUGCUACCAACUAGGUGGGUUUGGCUAUGGAGCUUGUCUAGUGCCCUCUGUUGGUAGCAACAGCAAUAUGCACUACCUGAAUAGCAAGACUGGUUCAUUUGCAUAUUCGGGUAGAUUUGCAUAUUGCUAAUUCUGCAGGCAGGUGAGAUAUUUUCUGUUAAAUAUUGUCUCCCCCACCCCUUUAAAAAUAUGCCAUUGUGUUAUAAUAAGUCACUGUAUGUUGCCUGCUAUGAUUUGGCUGUUGUUUUCACCACAUUGUUAAUGUAAUGACCAUAUGGGUUAGUCCCAAGUAAAAUAAAGGUUUAGACAGUUCUUCUUGAUCCCUCUAAAUGUAGCCUUGUCUCAUUAGAGGGAGCGGUUAUAAUCACACUGGGGAUUGCUAUGCUCUGCAUACUCCCCUGAGCUUGAAUCACUUAGCUCCUUUAAGAGCUUGUUCCUGACAUGCUCUCCUUGGAGGAGAGGUCUUCACCACACAGUCCUGGAUGCUGGAGGUUCAUACAGGGUGGAAGGAAGAGGUCCCAUACGGUCCUGGAGGACAGAAGUUGAUCCGGGGUGGAAGAAAGACGGCGAGACUCCAGUCAAGCUACAGCGGUUGCGGAUUCUGUGGUGGUUGUGGUGUCUGCUGCAGUGCUUGGAGUCCUCAGGAAGCGCUAGGAGCAUCUUUCAACGGAGGUACCCAGUCGGGGUGCCAGGUGAUCCGUUACACUCAGCAACACCAGAAAUGACCGAAAACAAAAAUAAUCAUAACUAAAUUCUCUGAACAUUUACCUAUUUGCUCACACUGUUAUUUGCCCAUACAUGCAGUCAUAUACUGUUACUGUGCUGUUUACCCAUAUAUGCACACUGUCAUUCGAGCCAAUUCAUUCACUCGGCCAUUUGCCUAUACACGAACACAAUCACAUACACUGUCAUCACACUGUGUUUUGUGUAUAUAAUACAUAAUUUAUCUUUUAAUAGGGGAACAAAAUUAGGGAACUAUCUACUAAACAGCGCCAUAUAUUGAAUAACUUUUAUUCCCAAAAAAAUUUCAACCAAAUUUCAGUUCGUUCUGAGUUGAUAAUUAUAGAAUUUUGCCAAAACUAAUUUCAAAAUUACUGAAACAAAACCAGAAACUAACCGAACUGUUUUCCUGAGCACAUGUCUAGAAAUGUAUAUAUUCUUUAAAUUACCAAUUUUACUUAUAUGUAUGUUUGCAUAAUAAAUUGUAUUAAAAAUUUAAAAACAUAAUUCCAAAUAUAUGUGUAAGUUGUGUUUGAAAAUAUAUAUUGCACUUUUUCAAACAGGAGACUGUGAGAUGGCGGUGUGUGGAGGUGUGAGCUGUAUUCUUGAACCAAGAAUAUUUGUUGCUCUUUCCAAAGCAAAAAUGAUCUCUCCUGAUGGAAUAAGUAAACCAUUUUCCAAAAUGGCAGAUGGAUACGGAAGAGGUGAAGGAGCUGGCAUUGUUUUACUUAAAAAGCUGAACAAGGUAUACUAUAAAGAACUUAACAUGUGGAUAUAUUCACUAAAUAGUAUAUUGUGGUGAAGUAACAGCUAAAGGUUAUACAUAAUUAGGUCAGUAAUCGAGGAAUUGUCAUUCAGAAAAGUGAUAGCUCCUUGUUCUUUUAUUCUAUUAAACACAAUUGCAGUGGAGGUAAGUAAAAAAUGUACUUAACUCUGUUGCACUUCCAUGUUCUGCCAACUUUGGUAUCCCAUAACAGCUCAAAUGUGCAACCUAUCUUCAACAAUCUAGCUUAAAGGGACACUACAGUCAUCUGAACAACUUCAGCUUAAUGAGGUUGUUCAGGUGAGAACUAUAGCUCCCUGCAGCCUUUCUCAUGUAAACACUGUAUUUUCUGAUAAAAUACAGUGUUUACAUUGAAAGCUAGGAACACCUCCAGUUGCAGUCACUCACAGUGAAGCAUAAUAUGCCUCCAUGCACUCAGAUCUGCUGUGCACGAGCAUCCUGUGAUUCAGUAUCUCCUCCCACUGCAUGCAGACACUGAACUUUCCUCAUAGAGAUUCAUUGAUUCAAUUCAGCUCUAUGAGGAGAUGCUGAUUGGCCAGGGCUGUGUUUGAAUCAUGCUGGCUCUGCCCCUGAUCUGCCUCUUUGUCAGUCUCAGCCAAUCCUAUGGGGACGCAUUGUGAUUGGAUCAGGCUACAACUUCUGAUGAUGUCAGCAGACUGUUUUGUUUUUUAAGGCAAACAGCAUGCAGAGUUACAGCUUCUGGCUUGAAUACAGUAAGAUUUUUACUAUAUUUAUGGAGGCAUGAGGAGCCCAGGGGGGCUAGAUGGUGGUGUUAACACUAUAGGGUCAGGAAUACAUGUAGUUGCACUUGUGACUAUAAUGUCCCUUUAACCUUUUAUAAAUGCAGGUGUUAAUGCAAAUCAUUGUAAUGGUCAGUUUACUCAUUUUAAUAAACCUACUUUUUGGUAUUCUCUUUUUAAUUACAGGCAAAGCAAGAUGGCAGCAAAGUGUGGGGAGUCAUAUGUGCCAGUGCAGUAAAUCAAGAUGGAAGAUCAAUGACACCAAUAACCAAACCAUCUCAAAGACAGCAGGAAGCUUUGCUGAAGACAAUCUAUUCUAUCAUUGAUCCAUCUACAGUGCAGUACGUGGAAGCUCAUGGCACUGGAACUCCUGUUGGGGAUCCUGUGGAAGCAGCCAGCAUUGGAAACAUUAUUGGGAGAAAUCGUCCUAGUAGAUCUCCUCUAAAGAUCGGCUCAGUUAAAGGAAAUAUUGGUCACACAGAGUCUGCUUCCGGGGUGGCUGGUUUAAUUAAAGUUCUCCUAAUGAUGCACCAUGAAGUGAUUCCUCCAUCAUUGCAUUAUUCCGAAGAUCUAGGAAUUAUACAAAUAGAAGAAGCCAAUUUAACUAUUCCAAUAACUCCUGAAAAAUGGAGGGCUGAUAAUAAACUUGGCAGAGUGGCCAGCAUUAACAGUUUUGGGUUUGGUGGGACUAAUGUUCAUGUUGUGCUGAAGCAACAUAAACAAAAUUCCCCAAAAUGUUUAUCAAAAAGGCCUGUUGAAAUUUUUGUUGUAUCUGCAGCUUCCAGUAAAUCCCUCCAACUCACCAUUGAAGACACAAAGCAGCAGUUAAACAAAGUGGACUCUUUGUCUCUGGAGAACUUGGUCUACACAUCUGCAUGUAGAAGAAGCCACAGGAACUUCAAAUUUAGAAAAGCAUUUCUAGCAUCGUCCUUAAAACAUUUACAAGAACAACUAGCAAAAGCAAACACUGAAUCAUCUCCUGCACAAAAAAGUCCUACACUAGUGUUCGUGUUCUGUGGUAAUGGACUUUUAUAUAAAGGGAUGUGCAAGAUGUUACUGAGAUCAGAACCGGUAUUUAGAAAGAAAUGCAUUGAGAUAGAUGAGUUACUUCAGGUAUAUACAUCUCUUUCCAUGGUGAAGUUACUAGAGAGUGAGUAUGAUGAUUUCUCCAGACCAGACAUUGCACAGUUACUGCUCUUUACCAUUCAGACUUCAUUAGUGGCUCUACUGAGACAUUGGGGAGUCAAACCAGACACUAUCGUUGGACACUCAGUUGGAGAAGUUGCUGCCGCACAUUGUUCUGGACUUCUUUCACUUCAGGAUGCUGUGAAAGUGAUUUAUUACAGGAGCACGUUGCAAUCCAAAGUCACUGGAGGGAAAAUGCUGGUAGUGAGCAAUAUACCUGUGACCGAAAUAUCAAAAGAUAUCAGGUCAUAUGGACAAAGAAUAAACAUGGCCGCUUAUAAUAGUCCUACCUCAUGCACAGUGUCUGGCGAUGCAGAAUCAAUAGUAAAACUCCAUGAUCAAUUAAACCAACAGUACAGCAAAAGGAACAUAUUUCUUUACAAAUUAGAUGUUCCUGCAGCAUACCACAGUCAUUUGAUGGAUCCUAUAUUAGAGGAGAUAAAAGACAAACUGCAAGAUCUAACACCACACAAGCUUGAAAUAGAUCUUAUCUCCACUGUCACCGGAGAGAAAGCUUCUAAUGGAGAUUUUACAACUGGUGAUUACUGGGCCAGGAAUAUUCGAGAGCCAGUUGUUUUUGACAAAGCUAUAAGAUCUUCUAUUAAACAUAAUGAAAAUGCAGUGUUUAUUGAAAUUGGUCCGAGGAGAGGCUUAGAGCGCAAUAUUAAGGAAAUUGUGGGGCAAACCAGUAAUGUUUUGCCUGCAAUUCAGCUGGACAAGGAAUACGAGAUAAUAUUUUCCAUUCUGGUGAAACUUUUUACAGAAGGAUACAAUCCUGACUGGUGUAACAUCUAUGAAACAUAUAAAUCUCCACCAGCAGCUAUUCCCAGAUAUCAGUUUGACCAUGUUAAAAAAGAUGUAAACUUUGAGAAAAUUCAUCAAGGAAACCAAAGUUUUACCAAAUUGAGUCAUUCUCUAAUUCACAGUAUGAACGAAGAUUUCACAGAAUUUAGAUGCACAGUCUCUAAAGAACACACACCCUACAUCUAUGAACACAAAAAUAAUGAAAUGGUGCUAGUUCCAGGAUCAUUCUAUGUAGAGCUUGCUCUGGCAGCUACAAUUUCCAGUUUAAAGCCUAAAGUGCCUUUGAGUUCACUCACUGUGUACAUACAUUUCAAUAGGCCUUGUAUUGUUAACCAGGAAACUCUUAACUUAAAUAUUAAACUGGAAGAAAUGAACAAAGUGACACAUUUUGAAAUCUUGUCUUCACAUGUUUACGCAAGUGGAAAAAUAGAAAAAAACUUCAUAUCUGUAGAAGAAAAGAAAAUCUCAUUUCAACAUAUCUUAAAAAGAUGUAAUUUAGUUUUGAAACAAGAUGAAGUUUAUGAAUCACUAUCACUUUUUGGAUUUCAGUAUGGGAAAGCAUACCGACAACUAUCAGACAUACACUAUGGGGGAGAAUUAAAGGAAGGUCUUGCGAAAGUCACUGUGACGGAAGAGAUCGAGGAAACAAUGUAUGAGAAUUACAUUCAUCCGGUAGUCCUAGACAGCUUUUUUCAAAUGAGUGUCAUUGCAGGAACACAAGACAAAGAACCUACAGUCCUAUUCCCCUCUGAAGUGGGAAGUCUUACAAUACUCAGGCCUCUACAAAAAGUAAUGUAUAUACACCUAAAAACAAUCAAAAAGGCAAAAAAGUAUUUUGUUGUUUGUGGAUGCUUUUCAGAUGAAAAUGGUUUUAUUUUAGUUGAAAUAAAACAUUCCAAGAUCACAUUUCUUAAACAGUCAAAGAACGAACUAAGAAACAUCUUCUUCCAAAACAAAUGGGUCCAAGUACCAGAGGAGAUGAAUAAACCAACUCUGACACCAAAAACUCUAGUGUUUGCUGAUAGUAUAGGAAUUGGCCACCAGUUAGCUGAAUUUACAGAUGAUGGACUGGAGUUUGUACAUUUUAACAGCUGUGAUUUACAUCAACAAUUAACGAAAAAAAUCAAAAGUAAGUAUAAGGAGAUCUUGUUUAUGUGGGGAAUUCACACACCCAGUGAAAGUUCUCAAAAUCUGACUCACUACUUAGCAAAAUGCUGUGAAACAUAUCGACAAGUGAUUCUGGCUGUGAAACAACUUAUUCCAGGAGCCUCUAUAAGAACAGUCACAUUCAGAACAGCUGGAACCACGGUGGAUCACAUUAAUCCAGGCUUUGCUCUGAUUGGGAUGACUAGAAGUUGUAUAAUUGAGAUGUCUGACAUAACAUUUCAGCUGAUUGACAUUUCUUCUUCAAAUCGGGAAGAUGUAAAAACUCUGGCACAUGUUGUCCACAAUUUCAGUCCAAAGAACUAUCCAGAAAUUUGGAUAAACAAGGGUCAGAUAUUCACUAAUGAAGUUGCUAGAACUGAGAUGGACAUUGGAGAACAAAGGGUGCAUGCUGUACCUUUGAAAAAGUCUGACAGUUUUAUCUUAUUUACUGAGAAUCCAUACAGGGUAACAGAACUUUCAGCUGAACUAAAUAAUUCCAGUGACAUAAAGCUCACAGAAACAUGUGUUGAGGUUCAGAUUGAUUUGAUAUGUUCGCAUACAGAAGAUUUUUUUCCUGUUACUACCUCAAGCUUUGAGUUUGGAAAUACUUUGUACUGGAGCAAUUUGUCUAAGGAAAAACAUAAACUCCUUGCUCUGGAUUUCACUGGCACUGUAACAAAAGUUGGAAAAGGUGUUAAGAAGCUUAAAGUUGGUGAUCGCAUUGCUUCAUGUUAUCCUACAGCUGCAUCAUCCAGAACAAGUCUUCCCGAGUCUGUCUGCUACUUAAUCAAAAAAGUCCCAGUCUUAAGGAAACUGCCUUGUGUGUCUCUUUUUAUUUUAGCCUGGGAAGUUUUCCAUCGUCAACUGCCACCAGCAAAAAAUAAACCUAAACUCAUAAUUAUAUCUUCAGAAAAAACCUCCAUUCUGAAUAUGAUUCUCAUUAAUACUGCAAAAAGAAGAGGAUGGGAUCCAAAAGUAUCAUCGGAGAUUGAUAUAAAUGCCAAGCAGUGCAGCGCCAUGAUUAUUCUGCAUUCAUCUACAAACAUUUUGAUGGAAGAUCUUUCUCAAUUACCCUUACUUAAGGAUUUAGUUUUAAUACGUUUCCAGGCCUUAAAUGAACACUGCAGGCAGGAUAUACACAUUUGUUUACUCAAUCCCGUUACCAUCUUGCAGAGAGGAUAUAUAUAUCAGUUUUCCAAAGACAUUUACAAAUGGCUACAGUCAAUACAUGAAGACAUAUCUCUAAAUAUGGCAAGUUCCACACACGCUAGCAGAAACUGCACUGCUGAUAAAGGAUUCAGCUACUUCACAGCCCAUUCUUUACCACUUCUUGACCUUGACAAAAACAUCUCAAGUAUCUCACUGUUUGCAAAACAGGAAACACUAUUUAAACGUGGUGCUAUUUACAUAGUCACCGGUGGACUGACUGGUCUUGGAUUUGAAACAGUAAAGUUCAUUGUGCGGAAUGGUGGUGGCAACAUUGUAAUUCUUUCCAGAAGAAAUCCCACCCCUGAAAUGCAACAGGAAAUUAAAAAGGCUAAGGGUGAUCAGAAAAAUGUCAUAAUCACAGCCAUCUCAUGUGACAUAAGCAGUUACUCCGAGGUAACAAAAACCAUGCAUUUUAUACAGAAAAUAUUCCCCAACAUUCCAAUCAAAGGUGUUUUUCACAGUGCUGUAGUUUUACAUGACGGGGUUCUACAGCAUCUCGACAUAUCACUGUUUGAGAAGGUGUUGAAGCCUAAAGUGGAUGGGGCAAUAAAUCUGCACCGUGCUACAAUAAAUCAGGAACUGGAUUAUUUUGUAUGUUAUUCCUCUGUUGCUUCAUUUGUAGGAAAUGCUGCACAAGCAAAUUACGCUGCUGCCAACUCAUUUCUAGACAUAUUCUGUCAAUACAGAAGGAAUAUGGGUCUUUCUGGUCAAUCAAUCAACUGGGGUGCCCUCAAUCUUGGACUUUUAAACAAAAGAAACCACGUUCAAGAAAUGUUGGAAGCAAAAGGAUUAAUUCUUUUUAACACUGAGGAGAUGCAUAAACAUCUUAAAAAAUGUCUUAAACUUAAUAAUUCCCAACAAGCGAUCAUCAAAUUUGAUGUUCAAACCAUGCAUGAUAACCUACUGUCUUAUGUUCCAACAUUGAAGAAGCGAAUAUACAAUGCAAUUAGGGAAGAACUUACUACUACGAAGGAUACAAUUCGUGCUAAUGGAUCUUCCAAACAUACUUACAUGAAAUCAGAAGAUUAUGUGAUGGCAGUGAUUAGUGAACUGACCAGUCUCAGUUUAAGUGAUAUCAUCAUGGACUCCUUCCUGAAUUCAUUGGGAAUUGACUCUAUGUUGGGCAUGACAUUACAGAACCGAAUACUUCAGGAAAGGAAUGUUCUCAUACCUAUUGUGAAAUUACUUGAUCCCAGCACAACUAUCUCAUCAAUUGUAUCCAUACUGAAUGAAAAUACUAACAAUUCACUAGAAGAAACAAAAUUUUAA